GAUGUCUUGGCUUUUGAAGAGGAUAUAAAGAAAGUGUGGAAAGUGUAGAAGAUACAAGUGCCGAUCGUAGGACAGAACGUAGGCACGUAGGCCGCUGUCGUGUAUGCGAAUCGCCGGCGCACUUGCAUUUUGAUAGUCGUUACGUUGGGAGGUGCAUGUACGCAAUAACUUCGCACAGCUCAUCCGCAGAGGAACAUACGCAAUGACGGAGAUAGUGGUGGCCAACGACGAGGAGCAAUUACUCUCGCGGAUCUCUAAUCUUGUUGCUCGCGCCGCCGAUGACGCAAUUUCACGUGAUGAUCGGAUCUUUCGAUUCGGAGUAUCAGGUGGUUCAGUAGUGGAUUUACUGGCCAAGUCUUUGCCUAACAUCGCGACCGACUGGAGCAAGUGGCGCUUCUUUUUCUGCGAUGAACGAGUGGUACCUUUAGAAAACUCUGACUCUAAUUUUGGCCUCUAUAAAAGUUGUCUCAUUGGAAAAAUACCUGUCACUGAGGAGCAAUUCAUAAAAAUCGAUUCAGAAUUAACUGUCGAGAAUGCGGCGAGGGAUUACAUUAAAAAAAUGGCCUUCUUCUUCCCGCCGGACAGAUUACCGAGAUUCGAUUGUUUACUACUGGGCCUGGGUCAGGACGGGCAUACAUGCUCGCUCUUUCCGGGUCAUCGGGCUCUUGACGAUGAGAACAUGUGGGUCACAUGGGAACUGAAUGCGCCGAAACCACCACCUAGUAGGAUCAGCCUUACCAUGCCGGUCAUUAAUAACGCUCGCAUGUGCAUAUUUAUUGCUACCGGCGCCAGCAAAACCGAAAUCGUCAAGAGGGUCUUGAAAGACAAAGAGGAUUUGCCAGCCACGAGAGUGAAUCCAAUUGACGGCACUCUCUUUUGGCUGCUCGAUCAGGAAGCAGGCAAGCUACUUAAUUCAGACUGAAACGCGAAAUUAGCUUAAAGUAAGACCGUUACAUAAGAUUUGCACCAAUUUUAUAACAUUCCAUACCAUAUAUUAAGAUCGUCUUGUAAUUCCAUUGUAAGCCUUUUUUAGUUUGAUAUUUUAAUACAUGCUUUUUUCACUUAAUUUACUAUUAAUGUCGAUAGAAUGUUUGAAAAAGCAUGUGUUCCUACCAAAGGUAUGUAAAAAUAAGUCAUAAAAAAAUCAAAUAAGCAACUUUUGACUGAUAUUGCUCAAUAAUAUCGUUUAUAUAAAAUGUGUAAACUUUAUUGUAUAUUAGUCUGCAGAUUGUAAAAGGACAAAAAGAAUUUAAUAAAAACAAAAUUUGCAUUUUCACAUCAAA
Messenger RNA from Formica exsecta, 1283 nucleotides. RefSeq names its product 6-phosphogluconolactonase (gene Pgls). The transcript has 4 exons. NCBI's taxonomy places the organism in Eukaryota, Metazoa, Arthropoda, Insecta, Hymenoptera, Formicidae. The record is from RefSeq and is a predicted model, not a curated record. Gene Ontology annotation, molecular function: 6-phosphogluconolactonase activity. The coding region runs from base 203 to 922 and encodes 239 amino acids. Gene Ontology annotation, biological process: pentose-phosphate shunt; carbohydrate metabolic process.